UUAUAGCUUAGUUAACAAGUAAUUUAUUAUCUUGUCUAACCGUACCACUUUAAAAACCGAAAGUAGGAUUUGUAUACGUAUAAGAUCAAUUCAACAAUUGCGACUAUUUUUAAGUUAAAAAAAACAAACGCAAAAAGACGGAUUUCUACCUGUAACCAUCAGAUAAAUUCCAAAAAUCUUGCAAAAGGUAGAUGUCGUAGUUGGCUAUUUUUAAUUGCCACUUUAUUACAUUUAUUCAUUAUAGAAUAGUCUACACUAAGUCUUGGUCACUGGUGAAUAAAUUAUAGAUGCUUAUAUACUUAAACUUGAACUUAAACCCCUUGUGUUAUAAACACAAACUCCGGUUACAGAUAAAAUAUGUUUCUUAUUUAUGUUAAAUUUAAUUUAAUUUCAAAGUGUGUGGCUUUAAGGCCGACUCGACCUAACUUGCCUUUCAUCCGAGCAAAGUAAUUUAAGCACUUGGAAAUAAUUAAGUUGCUUUUCAGGGAGGAAAUAUUCACGGGGAAAAAUAGCCGAAUAAUACAAAAUACUGUUCGAAAAAAAUCUUCCCUCGCCUUUUUAGUAGCGACAAGAUUUUGGUCUUUUUAUUAAGUGCCGAAUACGAACAGUACAUAUUCAUAACUGAUACAGCUCAAUAGACAUUUAAUCUACAUGUACAGCUACCUAAAUGCACGAUUAUCUGCGUUGAUUUUCAUCAGCCUUAUUUAUUAAGGCUUACUUUUCGUUGUCGACUCGACUCAGGUACUAUUUAAAUGUACCCCAGCUACUCUUCAGAAGUAUACUACAAUAUACCACGGGUACAUUAUCGUUGAAUAUUGAGCUACUUACCACGGUGCCUAUACCGCGUGACUUUUUAAGAUUUGUGUUGGGAGAAUAAAGCGCAACCCAGAUAAAAAAUGUAAAUGCCUUGUUAAAUAUUUAAACAUGUUUCAGGGGAUAAAGUGGAGAGCCCGCUCAUUCGUGUGAGUUUUCUUAAGUAUCCUAAAUUCUUGGACGUCUGCAAGAAAGCAUUGUGAAGAGCUGCUAUGUAAACUACUGGCCAAAUCAAUUAAAGUCACGCCAAAACGGCUCAAAAACUAACCCUCUAAUCGCCAGGCCGAGGAGGCGAACUGUAUCAAUGGCUGACGAAGGCAUCAGACGUGAUGAACCAGGAGAGGUCCCUAAACAGGUCAGUGUGUCCAGCAGUCACGCUUGGUUUCAAAAUGAACAAGCCUCUGCUGAGACUUCUACUUUAAUGAAUGUUCUGGGUUAUGGGCCUCACAUCCGACAGGCUCGGAUAGAAGCAUACAAGGCCUUAGACAGGUAUAAUACUGCAGGGUCGCGUGGUACGCAAACGUGGAUCACCACGGGUAGCAAGGCUGAGGGUCUGACCAGCUUUCUGGAGAGCGAUAGAGACCACUUGAUUGUUACAGAAAGUGUCAUCUGUUUAGAAGAUGGUGUUGAUUCAAGUAGCGUUCCUGUGGAGACAACCAUAUUUAGAUCCUGCAGUCGUAUUAGUUACUCUGGACACUGUAGACUGCUACUUGAAAAAUACGGUACAACUAUUAAUAGAAAAGUGUACAAUGCCUUGUGUGAUGAUGGAUUUGGUCGCGGACUAUUAAGCAGCGACUUAUAUGUUAAUCAGUGGUUGAACUUUCAACAAUCGGAAGGCACAGUACAACAUGAGCGUGCUGGACCGUCAUUGUCAAGUACAGUACAUCGUAUUGAUUUAGAUGUCGUGCAAGCGCUACAUUUUUACUGCCCCAGCAUCCUAACAAGAUGGGCGGCACGACAUCGCUACUGGCCAUCACCUGACGUCGUAAGGGAGGUUGUAUCACUUGGAGCAUUUGUUUCUCCUGUUGGGGUUAAAGGCAGCGAUUAUGAACAUGUUGAAUGGAGAAUGUGUUUUAACACCGGGGAAAACGUACUGAUAAAUAAUCUUAACGACACUCAGGUUAAAUUAUAUGUGCUAUUAAAAAUGGUGAAGAAAGAUGUAUUAAAACCGCAAAAGAAGGAGGUGACAUCGUUCACGGUUAAAAACAUUGUAUUAUGGAUAGCAGAAAAUAACCCGCACUCAUUGUUUCAUGAAAGAAGUCUGUUUCAUUGGCUUCAUAAAGGAUUACAUGCGCUAAGAGUUGCUAUAGAUACGAAAGAGCUGCCUUAUUACUUGAUCCCAGGGCGAAAUCUAAUGGCAGCCUGCGCUCUGGAUCAUGAGCAGAAACGUUCUUGGAUAGCUACUAUUGAUGAAAUGAUGACCGAAGGUCCCCGGAUGGUAUUGAGACUACCGAAGAUACGACAAGCUAUUAUUGCUCACCCUGAGCCACUUCGAUGGUACAGCGGGAGGAGGAUAGAGACGGAGAUGCUGACGCUGAUACGCAUUAACAGAAUACGCAUUAACAGAAUGAAUCUAGACAUGGAUGAAGACACGGAUGUUAUUAUACAGGCACUAUUCAGACGUCAGAAGGAGAUUUUGUGGGAGGUUGGGAUGAGGAUGAUUAUGGAAGGGGCUCGAGUAAUUGAUGUCGAGAAUGUAUGGAGAAACAUGUUGAUGUGAAAUGAUCUACGGAAUGUAGGUGUUAGUCUGUUGAUGUAGAACAAUUACACAUUUCAACAGACAUUUGACUUGCACUUGAAACUCACAUAUAUAGAGUUAUCGUCUGUUGGUAAUUAAUAGUUGUUUGGCAGAAUACUUUAGAAAUGUAAUCUUCGUUAAGAAAACUGUUCAUUUUUACUUUUGAAAAAACGUUGUAUUAUUCUUACAAUGUAUAUGAAACGACUAAACGACGAUGUAAUGCUUAUUUUAAACAUUAAUCACAUUUAACGAUAACAUAAUGUUUAAACGCGUGGGCUCUCGUAUAGUCAGAUCUCCAUGAUGCAUGUCAUCCAGGGUCUUAAAAUAAAGCCAUAUAUAGUAUGAUUGGCAUGCGUCCAUGAACGAGUUGUAACCCAAUGAACAAUACGUUAAUGGGGAAGCAGGUUUAAUAUGUAUGUCAAUAUAAAAGAACAGCACGCCAAUACUUGUCCAUUAAAUAUAUACAUGUGUUUUUACUUACAAAUUAAACGCAUAUAUGGAAAAUUUGCAUCGAUACUACAAAACGAUGUAUUGCCAUGCUUGAUAGUCAUGAAGGUGUACAUUUUAAGAUUAAAGAGUUGUGUUUUCAUAUGUGUAAUCAUAAGUGUAGUCUUUGUGAAUCAUGUGUAAAAUAAGAACUUGUAAAUCAAGGCCAUUUGCCUCUUUGAUAUUUUUGCAAAAUCUCUCCACUGUAGACAAUUUAAAGCAAAUUACAUUGGUGUUUGCAUUC
This is a messenger RNA of Dreissena polymorpha, 3281 nucleotides long. RefSeq lists its product as uncharacterized. The record is from RefSeq and is a predicted model, not a curated record. Bases 1118 to 2533 code for a protein of 471 amino acids. The transcript has 4 exons. Lineage: Eukaryota; Metazoa; Mollusca; Bivalvia; Myida; Dreissenidae.